This is a messenger RNA of Astrephomene gubernaculifera, 1449 nucleotides long. NCBI's taxonomy places the organism in Eukaryota, Viridiplantae, Chlorophyta, Chlorophyceae, Chlamydomonadales, Astrephomenaceae. The record is from the annotation of a GenBank genome assembly.
UGACACAGCACUUUUAACCAACUACCAUUGAGCUAGAUGUUCAGGUUCUAGGCAACCCUGACAUGCAGCAGAAGCCAGCUGUGAAGGCCUUUGACAGUCCGACGUGCAGCCGGAGCUGUGCCAAGGUUAAUGACCAACGCUGUGUUGAACUGAAAGAAAAGCGUAUUUGUUGUCAACAUGGCAAAAGGACGUCAGGAGCGUUUGUCUGCAUAUACUCGAUGCCGUGUAUGAGCUGGCGCAAGGAACCAUUCCGACGCGUUGGGCAACAAGACGCUUUACCAUAUGAUGGACCCCGAAAGGAUGCGUCACACGGGUGACUUGGUAACUGGUGUCAUGCCCGAAAUGCGCCUUGGAACCUGGGAGCCGGGGGACUGCAACGUCAGAUUCUAAACCCAACCAAUAUGGCAAAACCACGCGGAUGCAUGGCCAGCCAGGCGGGCGGAACGUGUCUGCGGAACAGGUUGGAACGAAUCCUUCUUCAUCUCCUGCGUUCAACAAGCCGUCAACUAGACCGCCGCCAACUCCUCUCCCUCCGCCUCCUCCACUUCCGCCCAGCCUCCUCGUUCUCCUUUGCGGCCCUACCCUCGCCCAUCGCCGCCUUCCUCCUCCCGUCGCCGCGUUCGCUGUCAGCUUUAUCUCCGCCUCCUUUCUUCGCGCCACCUCCGCCUUUGCGUAUUGUCGUAUGCAGUCUGAGCGGUAUCCCGACAUUCGCUGUUACACGUAAGUUGGGGUUAAAGAAGAAUAUCCAAAGUUGGGGGUGGGGGGCUGCCUCAUUCUCGUGGGGUCGUGUGGUUUGUGUACGCUGUGGUGUUGCUGUUGUUUGCCGCACACCAUCUCCGACCCCAUCCGCUGCAACAGUUUCACCAGCAGUGACCAGCAUUAGCCCCGCUAGGCGGCUGCGGUUGGCCUUGUGCUGCUUGGCCUCAAUGGCACUGUCUUUGGAGGCUUGUACCUCUUGCAGCCGUCCUUGUUGUAUUGAAGCGUCCUGCAUUCGGCACCUUCUCACCAUCACCCCUUUCCCUUUCUGCCUCCCCCUUUGCAUGCCAUGGGUUGAGCCCUCCGCCGCAUCCGCCACAGCUUUCGUGGCGUACUUGCGACAUCAGAUGGCAGGACGGCAUAUCACCUUCCUUCAAUGAGCGCCAAGCCAAAGCCGCCUCCGCUACCUCUACCCUUCCUCGCGUUUCCACCGGCCCCUCCCAGCCCCCUCCUCCGCCGCCUAGCCCUCCGCAUCAGCCAUCCUUCACGGCCGUCACAUGUAGGUUGAUUGGUGGCGCAGUUGUCGCUCUGCAUGUUUGGGCUGAUUCGGGGACCGGUCGUGUAUGCAUUCCAUGCGAGUAGGUAGCGAUACUGGUAUUGGGCGCGCCCGUGUGGUGCCUGGCUACGCUGUCUGGUUGGCGGUGGAUGGCUUGGGGUGGAGCAGUGGUGUGGGGGUGGAGCAGUGGUGUGGGG